Molecule: messenger RNA, 5780 nt
Organism: Magnolia sinica
Lineage: Eukaryota; Viridiplantae; Streptophyta; Magnoliopsida; Magnoliales; Magnoliaceae
Product: protein SHORTAGE IN CHIASMATA 1
Exons: 10
Coding region: 14-5038 (1674 amino acids)
Biological process (GO): reciprocal meiotic recombination; resolution of meiotic recombination intermediates
Source: RefSeq, a predicted model, not a curated record
CUGUGCUUCUCUGAUGCGAACUCGAUUCCUCAACGUCGACUUCUUCCGUCUCUCUCCAAACCAAACCCUAGAAAACAUCUCCAUCUUCCGCCUUCCGAUCCCUCAUCUACCUGCUGCAAUUUUCCCUUCCGAGACUGAAAUCUCCUCCUUCGAUCUCAUUUCCUGCAACUCCUCCGAAGUUGACCGGCUUCCUUUUGAAAACGCUCUCUCUCAGUUCCUCUACGCCGUUCUCCCUUCGAACUGCGAUGAAUUUCAUGUAAUUCGAUCUCUGAACGAGGUGAAACAGAGGAAUUUCGAAUCCGGAGCUAGUUUGAUUGAAAUUCCAGAGAAGGACGAUGUCUGCUCCAUUAUUGAAGAGAAUGAGGAAAAAUGCAGGAAUUUCAGAUCUGAAUCUCCGGAGCUUGAGAUUAUUGAGGGAAAUGCCAACUCUUUCGUUGAAAAGAAUGGCAGAAAACAGAGGAAUUUCAGAUCAGAAUCUCCAGAAAUUGAAAUCGUGGAGAAGGAAAAUGAACUCUCUGAUGGAGAAAAGAAUGAAAGAAGGCUGAAAGAAAUUACAUUUGAAAUACCAGAGGUGGAUUUUCCACCGGAGCAGAGUGUUUGCUCCUGUGAUGGAGAGGAUGGACGAGUUCACUUUGAAAUUCCAGACUUCAAAAUUCCUGUGGAUAUUCUCAAAGUCAAACUGGGAGAGACAAUCCCAUAUCCCUACGAGAUUUCCAGGUCAGUUUAUUCAGUUGAAGACAUACCUACUGAGCACCAUAAGGACCAGAGUUUCUAUGUGGCAGAAUCCUGCUUUCUUCAGAACAGGAUUAUUCCGUAUACUAAAACAGUGUUGAACUUUGAAAUAAAUGAGAUUGGAUUGGAGAUUUCUACAUUUCCAUCCAUGGAAGACGAAUUCUGUUCUCUACUUUCAAGGAUCAGCCAAAGAAACUGGUCUGAAAUGGAUGACUUGAUGGUCAAUUCUCAGGAGCUUUUGGUAUCUCCAGAUGUUGAAAUCUUGGAGUCUUUGUCAGGACAUGGUCCAUAUGUGCAGAGUCUUGAACCUCAAACCAUGUGCCUUCACUCACUCAUAGACACGGACUUCAUGAUUCCGAGGGGUAACGUGCAUCUGGGAAGGCAUUCGAUAAUCUGUCCAAAGACGUCAGUUGAUGAUAUUUUUUCAAUGGCUAGCGUGAUUCAAUUUCAUGAGGUUGAGAUCCUUGAUUUGGAAUGUUUCCAAUCCUUCCAAGAAUUUGCCAGCUCACAAGUUGCCAGUGAACCAGAAACAUCAGGGCAGAUGUUCAGAGAAGAUAUGAACUCUGCUGGGAGCUUUUAUGAAUCGAUUGUUAACACUGAGCUCGCUCUGGUGGAUGAUGCAUUCAAAACAUUGCCUAUUCCAGUUCUAUGUGAUGAUAAAGAGAUAAUGUCUCUUCCUGAUAUUUUUGAAGACAUUUUAGACAAAUUAAAGAUGCAUCCGUCAUCUGCAUCUGAUGGGAUAUACUUAGAUUGGCAUCUUUUACAGGAUGAUACAUGUGACAGUAAUAUGUGUUCCACUUACAGGAACUUGUUGGAGGAGGUAGAUACUUGUGAUGUUCCUUCCGCGCUGAAAUCUACGAAUGAGAGGGUGGUGAUUGAACUUGUCUUCUAUGAUGAUUCACCAGAUGAGUUAAACACUGUACAAUGCAGGGAAAUACUCACUGAGCUUCCUAGUGCUAUUUCUGACUCUGUGGUUAUUGAGCCUCUUAGUAAAACUACUACGAGUCAUCCACUUAAAGAUGAAAACCAGAAGACUGAAGGUGGACAACCAGCAGUCACAAUAAAUCCUGAAAAGGUAUCUCUGUUAUUGGAGUCAAUGUCGCAGUUCAAUGAUCUCAAUUUCUUCCUGAAGGCCCGGAAGGUUGCUGCUGGUAGAAACAGUGAAGAUGUGAUCCACAACAAAACUGAUAGCAAAGCUUCACUCCAUGGUGUCUGCUCAAGUGAUCCGAUCAUGAUAUGCUCUCCUCCUGAAGUGAAUUUUCAGCCCUGGGAUAUUGAGAUCCAUGAGGUUAAGCUGUCCGAUCAUAUGCUGGGCCUCAUCGAUAACAUGCAAAAGAGAUAUUUCAUCAUUUUGGAAAAUGAUACUGAUUUAAACAAGAAGCAUUUCCAAUUCCAGGCUGUAGACAAUUUUAAGCUGUUGAGCCUUCCAAAACAAAAGCUAAUGGACUUGAUUACGAACACAAAUGCACCGAGAACCACUUCAGCCAGUGAAGAUGAAACCCUAAUGGCAUAUGCUGCAUUAUAUGCUAUUAAACAGAUGGCUUAUUACUUGUGUUUUUAUGGGAUCCAUUCAAGUCAUCAGUAUGCAAGAAAUCUAUCUCAAAGCCUCGAAUAUAUGAAAGCCAAAUUAAGUCCUCUUCUUUCUCUGAUUGAAGAUGCAUACAUGACAGCUGAAAAAGGAAUCAUUGAAUCACAUCCAUCUUUAUCUGUGGUUGAGGGGAUCCUGCGGUUAAACAAUUCUCGAAAUGGUAGAAAAAUAUUGCUUGUCUCUGAGAGAGUCUUCUGGUGGCCAUUGAAUAGGAAGCUGAAUGCAAUGAGUAUAUCAUUUCAUGAAGUAAGAAAUGUUCACUCAUAUUCGAAUCAACUAGGCGCCCUGGACAGUGAUGAGUUUAUGAAAUCUAUAUUGGAUUCUCUGCCGCAGACAGACUGCAUACUGAUAUCCCAUGAGCAUGUAUUUCCAUCAUUCCCAUUCAACAAGUUCAGCAUCAUCUUGGAAUAUGGAGGCUCAUGCGCUUCAUCUAGAAUAUCAACAAUUUCCUCAAAAUUAGUUGGGUUGCCUCAUAUUCACUUCCUCAAGAUGAAAUUGGAGGAAUCUGGUGUUCCCAAAGCACUUUGUGAAGGCUUUGAUGCCUCUCAGCAUCUUGCAUUUGCAAUGGAAGGUGCUUCAGUGCCUGACCAGCACAAAAGUUGCAACAACCAGCAGUUUGUAGGACUCCUCAACUUUAUACCUGUUGUGGAGAAGGGUAGUGAUAUGGCAUCUCUGGAGGUUGCAGAUACACUUGAAGCCUCCCAAGUACCAAACUCAAUGUCAAGGUUGCCCUUUACAAUAAAAUCCGGUGAUAUGCAUUCAAGCAUGUCCUCUUUUCCAGAUAUAGUCAUCAUUGUGAAUACACAGAGUUCUGAUAAAGAAAUGCUUAUAUCCCGGAGAAGCUCAUAUCAAAAGAUUCUUGCAAUGGAGAAAGGUGGAGUGCAAGUUGUUGAGCGAGAGUUCAAUCUGCCUGUGGACCUUAUCUUCAAUGCAGCAAUUUGCCUUGUAUGGUAUGAUGCCAGAAACUUUGGCAUCAAUACAACAUCUGCAGAGAAAGCUUCUUCAUGCAUACCUGAGUGCAUGGAGAACAUUGCAACCAACGUUUUAAUGUCACUGAGUUUUGCUUUCAGUUGCUGUGUACUGGUAUUUGAGGGAGAUAGAAGCUUCCUCACUGCCAUAAUGGAAGCAUCAGAUGGACUCUAUGCAGCAGCAGCUAGCCUGGAUAUGCAUUUGCAGCUAUUCUGCUCAUAUUCAUCUGAGUUAACCGAUGAAAUAAUUCUGAAUUGCACUAAAUAUGCCACGAAGCUGAACAGAGGCCUUUAUCCAGCAAUGCUGGAAUCGGAAACCCUUGCAGAAUCUUUUCUUACCAGGUUUCCUUCAAUCAAUCCACUCACGGCUCAUGCAAUACUGUCCUCUGGUGGCACGCUUGUGGAAUUUCUUGAAUGGUCACAGGAGAAACGAAUUCAGGCCAUUGGGAAGUAUCAUGUUCCUGAUGAAAGUAUUGCUCUUUUCAGUGCUCUUUGCAAGUAUGGGGAGCUGGGGGAAUCGAAAUCUGGAAUGACUGAGUGCUCCUCUGCAGUAUCUUCUGCUAUUGAGUCAGAUUACAAUAGCAGUAAAAUGCAGUCUCAGAGGAAAAGGCAAAAAUAUACCAUUAAUACUCAAUCUGUUGACAUUCCAACUGAUGAGUACUUGCAAUUUGAGCCGUUAAACAGAUCUGAAGAUGGAAGUCCAAAGCCUUAUAGAGAAUCCUGGCCAUUGCAAGGAAGGAUUUUCUCCAAUUGUGGUGAAGUAUUUGAGAAAUCUGAGGCCCACAACGUCUCUCUGAAGGAUCAACCAUUAGAUCAGAAGCCGGGUGCUGAUACUUUCUUCAUGGAAGAUCUGGAUUGGAAUGACAUCAAGAUAUUUGAUACCGUGGAUGAAGAUGUCAGAGGUACUAUAAUUAACAAAGAUAAUUUGCCCUUGGACAAUGACUUGUCCCCUAUCGCAGACACCAGAAGUUUCUCAAGGGGAGCAACACAAGUAUCAAAAGAAGCAGUAGUAGGAAAUUCUAUGGCUACUAGAAGAUCAUCAUUUAAUACAGGCAAUCUUGCCACCUUCCCAACCUCUUCAGAGAUCGACUGUGACUCGGACAUAUGGUUCUCUUUAAAGGAUCACAACCAACGGUUGGAUGACAAUAUUUCUGGAAAGCUAGAUAUAAAAUCUUAUGGGGAAGCUCCACCCAUGAAACGUCGAGGGGAAUUCUUGGAGGAGAGCAAAAUGCAGAAAUCUACGAGAAAUGCCCUUGGAUUAUCUUCCAGGCAGAAAGUUACACCCCCUUAUGGGGAGACACCGCUCCCAAAUGCCAUUCAUUCAUCACGACUGCAACAAGGGUCACCAUGGACAGUCGAGUUUCUAAAUAGAAUCAAGGAGAAGAAAGAAAGAAAUAAGCAGUCAUCACUUCCAUGCAACACAUGCAUUGAUUGUCCUCGGAGUUCAAAGAAAAUAGACAAAUUUUUCAAGAGGCGGAGUCCAUCUACUAUUGAUAAUUACAGGUACCAAGGAGGCAGCCAGAAUAAGAAAACAAUACAGCAGAAGUGGCAAAAACAAAGUAGAAAACCAUUACAUUCAGUUGCCAAUGAGAAGAAAGCUCUGUCCUUUGAUCCGACAUGGACACCAAUUGACAAGAGAGCAAGACAGAACCUAUCUUUCUCAAGGGAUGGAAAGGACAAGCAAAGUAAGCUGGUUUGGAGCGACAGGAAUGUUCACAGUCUGAGAAAGAGAUAUCAAGAUGAACCUUAAAUCAAUGGGCAAGUGCCAGCACUGCUGGUACAGUUCUGUAUCUUUCAUAUUUCAUUACAAUUUUCUUCCUAAAUUCAUUUGGGGUGAGCUCCAGUGGAACCGGUACCUCUGUAGCCACAUCACAGUAUACGAGGGAAGGAAUGCUCACCCUUGAUUUGCAUGGAGGGCCCACCAUGUUGUGUAGAUGGAAUGUAGACCUUCCAACCCUUCAUAUGUGUCCUGGAUGAAGGCUCAGACCAAAACUCAGGCUGCUUUCCAGUUCAGGUGGUCCCAUGUGAAAAUCAAGGGUGGGCAUCCUCUCUCACAUUGUUCCCUGUGUUUGGCCCUCCUGAGUGUUGGAUUGUGAUGGUCUUUGGCAACUCGGGUUAAUAUGAGGUGAUGUCUUGGAUGGACAGGUUGGCGACCUCAACAUAUCACAUAGGCCCCACAUCUGUUUGGUACCACCGUACGCUUACAGUGGUACCGGUACAACUGAAGCACACUUCAAUUCAUUUAACUGUCCAGUUAUGUUUAGGAAGCCGCAGUUAACAAACCUACCUGCAGAUCUAUACACCCCCCAACACUAAAAGUAGAAAAAAGGGGGUACAUGGAUCAACAUUGAGGGGUGUAAAUAGUGGAUUGCUUAUCUUUAUGUAUUUUGGAUGGUAUCUUUUUCUAGCAUGCAUUUUCCUUUGCCAAGGAUGUGAGGUUCUUGAUCCUAGAGAAUAUUGACAAACAUUAGGUGAACCAAAAAUGCAACAGA